Chionomys nivalis (European snow vole) is the source of this 1995-nucleotide messenger RNA. RefSeq names its product sodium/glucose cotransporter 1-like. Lineage: Eukaryota; Metazoa; Chordata; Mammalia; Rodentia; Cricetidae. Gene Ontology annotation, molecular function: D-glucose:sodium symporter activity. Gene Ontology annotation, biological process: transmembrane transport; sodium ion transport. Gene Ontology annotation, cellular component: plasma membrane. The transcript has 15 exons. The coding region runs from base 1 to 1995 and encodes 664 amino acids. The record is from RefSeq and is a predicted model, not a curated record.
AUGGACAUUAGCACCUUGAGCCCUGCGGUCACCGCCUCAGAUUCACCCAUACCAUCCUAUGAGCGCAUUCGCAAUGCGGCUGACAUCUCAGUCAUUGUCAUCUACUUCGUGGUGGUCAUGGCUGUCGGACUGUGGGCAAUGUUCUCCACUAACCGGGGGACGGUUGGAGGCUUCUUCCUGGCGGGCCGAAGUAUGGUAUGGUGGCCGAUCGGAGCCUCUCUCUUUGCCAGCAACAUUGGAAGUGGCCACUUUGUGGGGCUGGCAGGGACGGGAGCAGCCUCAGGCAUCGCCAUGGGUGGUUCUGAAUGGAUCGCCUUGAUUUUUGUGGUUGUGCUGGGCUGGGUGUUUGUCCCCAUUUACAUCAAGGCUGGGGUGGUGACCAUGCCAGAGUACCUGCGGAAGCGGUUUGGAGGCAAGCGGAUCCAGAUCUACCUUUCCGUUCUGUCCUUGUUGCUGUACAUUUUAACCAAGAUCUCAGCAGACAUCUUCUCUGGAGCUCUGUUCAUCAAUCUAGCCUUGGGCCUGGACAUCUACCUGGCCAUCUUUAUCCUACUAGCAAUCACCGCCCUUUAUACAAUCACAGGGGGCCUGGCAGCGGUGAUUUACACGGACACCUUGCAGACAGCAAUCAUGCUCGUGGGGUCUUGUAUCCUGACUGGAUUUGCCUUCACUGAAGUGGGAGGAUAUGAUGCCUUCGUGGAGAAGUACAUGAAUGCUAUCCCAACUGUGGUUUCUGAUGGAAACCUGACCAUCAAGGAAGAAUGUUACACUCCCAGGGCCGACUCUUUCCACAUAUUCAGAGAUCCUAUCACAGGAGACAUUCCAUGGCCUGGGCUCAUCUUUGGCCUGGCCAUCCUCACCCUGUGGUACUGGUGCACAGACCAGGUCAUCGUGCAGCGCUGCCUCUCAGCUAAGAACAUGUCUCACGUGAAGGCUGGCUGUAUCCUGUGCGGCUAUCUGAAGCUGUUGCCCAUGUUCCUCAUGAUCAUGACAGGGAUGGUCAGCCGGAUUUUAUACACAGACAAGAUCGCCUGUGUCGUCCCCUCGGAAUGUCAGAAGUACUGUGGCACCUCAGUUGGCUGUAGCAACAUCGCCUACCCAACCUUGGUGGUGGAGCUCAUGCCUAAUGGACUGCGAGGCCUGAUGCUGUCAGUCAUGAUGGCCUCCCUCAUGAGCUCUUUGACCUCCAUCUUCAACAGCGCCAGCACCCUCUUUACCAUGGACGUCUACACCAAGAUCCGGAAGGGAGCAUCCGAGAAGGAGCUCAUGAUUGCAGGAAGGUUGUUCAUCCUUGUGCUGAUCGGCAUCAGCAUCGCCUGGGUACCUAUCGUGCAGUCGGCUCAGAGUGGACAGCUCUUUGACUACAUCCAGUCCAUCACCAGUUACUUGGGGCCACCCAUCGCAGCUGUCUUCCUGCUUGCUGUUUUCUGCAAGAGAGUCAAUGAACCGGGAGCCUUCUGGGGACUGAUUCUAGGUCUUUUGAUAGGACUCUCCCGAAUGAUUACUGAGUUUGCCUAUGGAACCGGGAGCUGCAUGGAGCCUAGCAACUGCCCCACCAUCAUCUGUGGGGUGCACUAUCUGUACUUUGCCAUCAUCCUCUUUACUAUCACUCUUAUCGUUGUCUUGGCCAUCUCCUUCCUCACCAAGCCCAUUCCAGAUGUGCACCUGUACCGUCUGUGUUGGAGUCUUCGCGACAGCAAGGAAGAACGGAUCGACCUGGAUGCAGGAGAUGAGGACUUCCAGGAGGACCCCAAGGAUACGAUUGAGAUAGAAACAGAAGCUCCCCAAAAGGAGAAAGGAUGCUUCAGGAAGGCAUAUGACCUGUUCUGUGGACUGGACCAGGAGAAAGGACCAAAGCUGACUAAGGAAGAGGAGGAAGCCUUGAAGAUGAAGAUGACAGACACUUCUGAGAAGCCUUUGUGGAGGACAGUGGUGAACAUCAACGGCAUCAUCCUGUUGGCUGUGGCUGUCUUUUGCUAUGCCUAUUUUGCUUGA